Messenger RNA from Brassica oleracea var. oleracea, 1905 nucleotides. RefSeq names its product protein NUCLEAR FUSION DEFECTIVE 4-like. Bases 117 to 1736 code for a protein of 539 amino acids. NCBI's taxonomy places the organism in Eukaryota, Viridiplantae, Streptophyta, Magnoliopsida, Brassicales, Brassicaceae. The transcript has 3 exons. The record is from RefSeq and is a predicted model, not a curated record. Gene Ontology annotation, cellular component: membrane.
UAAUUAAACUAAAAACACACACACAAACAAAACCUUUCCCCUUUCCCUUCUAUAAAACCUCCCUUAAUUUCAUCCACAACCAACACAUUCUUCUUCUUGAACUUCUUUCUUCUACUAUGGGUAUUCUGAGAUCUUCCUCCUCUUCUUCUGCACUGAAAUGGCUUGGAUUUGUGACGGCGGUUUGGGUUCAAUCCAUCUCCGGCAACAACUACACUUUCUCCAACUACUCUGGCGCUCUGAAGUCACUCAUGAACCUCAACCAGCUCCAGCUCAACAACCUCUCGGUCGCUAAAGACGUCGGAAAAGCCUUUGGAAUCCUCGCUGGCCUGGCCUCCGACCGUCUUUCCACUCCAGUGAUCCUCCUUAUCGGCUCUUUAGAAGGUCUUCUUGGCUAUGGUGUACAAUGGCUCGUCGUUAGCCGCACCAUCACCCCUCUCCCUUACUGGCAGAUGUGUAUAUUCCUCUGUAUGGGAGGAAACAGCACGACGUGGAUGAACACGGCGGUUCUUGUUACUUGCAUACGAAACUUCCGGCGAAACCGUGGUCCGGUCUCCGGGAUCUUGAAAGGAUACGUCGGUCUAAGCACGGCUAUUUUCACCGAUCUCUGCACUGCUCUCUUCUCAAACGAUCCGGCGUCGUUCCUCGUUUUACUCGCGGUGGUGCCUUUCGCAGUCUGUCUCACGGCGGUUUUCUUCCUCCGUGAGAUCCCUCCGGCUUCUUCCGCCGACGAGGAGAGCGAAGAGACCCGUUACUUCGCCGUGUUCAACAUCCUAGCAGUCGUUGUCGCUGUCUACCUCCAGUCUUACGACAUCAUCGGAAUCAAAACCGGAGUGUUCUCGGUCGCUUUCGCCUCCGUACUUCUAUUCCUCUUGUUCUCUCCGAUCGCCAUACCUUUCCACUCGUUCAUCCGAAGCUUAAACCGCGGUGAAGAACAAGACGUGGAAGGACGGAUUCAAGAACCGUUGCUCAGAUCGGCGGAGAAGGAAGAAGUAGUUGUAGAAGAGGAGAAUCCUGUGGAGGAGAGGAAGAGGCCGGCGUUGGGAGAAGAACACACGAUAAUGGAAGCGAUGCUGACGGUCGAUUUUUGGGUGCUGUUCGUCUCGUUCUUGUGUGGUGUAGGAACUGGUUUAGCAGUGAUGAACAACAUGGGCCAGAUUGGGCUUGCACUUGGUUACACAGACGUCUCGAUCUUCGUCUCCAUGACUAGUAUUUGGGGCUUCUUCGGUCGUAUUCUUUCCGGUACACUCUCCGAACACUUUCUCAAGAAAGCUGGAACACCAAGACCACUAUGGAACGCAGCAUCUCAAAUCCUCAUGGCUGUAGGGUAUCUACUAAUGGCUUUAGCUGUGCCCAAUUCACUUUACAUCGGUUCAAUGGUGGUCGGAGUUUGUUAUGGUGUCCGUCUAGCUAUUACCGUACCCACAGCAUCAGAACUCUUUGGUCUCAAAUACUAUGGUCUCAUCUACAACAUCUUAGUACUUAACUUGCCACUCGGCUCGUUCCUCUUCUCUGGUCUUCUCGCUGGGUUCCUCUACGAUGCAGAGGCUACACCAACUCCUGGUGGGGGCAACACUUGCGUCGGAGCUCAUUGUUACCGUCUCAUCUUCUUGGUGAUGGCUUUAGCUUCUAUUAUUGGAGUCGGUUUAGAUAUUCUGUUGGCUUAUAGGACAAAGGAGAUUUAUGCUAAGAUUCAUGCUAGCAAAAAGGCCAAAAGUUCUGGUAGUGACCUUAGUUAAUAAUUGUUUCGAUCUGGUUAGAUUGCACUAGAUUGUUCAUCACGAUUUUUUAGUGAGAUACUGAUGUUUUUACAUGAAAAAAUAUUGGUUUCAUAUUCAUGAUACAAUGUUGUACUUGUAGUCAAGAGUCACCGCACAACAGCGUAAACUUUUCAAGAUUUUGUUCAUA